Molecule: messenger RNA, 9655 nt
Organism: Salmo salar (Atlantic salmon)
Lineage: Eukaryota; Metazoa; Chordata; Actinopteri; Salmoniformes; Salmonidae
Gene: fancm
Product: FA complementation group M
Biological process (GO): interstrand cross-link repair; double-strand break repair via synthesis-dependent strand annealing
Molecular function (GO): four-way junction helicase activity; nuclease activity; four-way junction DNA binding
Source: RefSeq, a predicted model, not a curated record
UUUGCAAGCUUCGUAACGUUACCGCUGUCCAAAAAUAAUCGUCUGUCAACGCCACACGCGAAAAUGAGUGGUGUGAACCAAAUGACCUUGUUCCAGACGUGGGGAGCAUCUGUUCCGCAAAAGGUUAGUCAAACGAAUAAUGUAAAGAAGUCUUCCGGACGACGAAAAACAACCCAAAACAGCAGGGGCAGCACCGCAGCCUCAGUCAAGACUCAGAAGAGGGCGACUGGUAUAACUUUGCCGCCCCCGGCGCCACGUAACACGCUAUGGGGUGAAUUUGGUCAGGGGUCCACAGCAGACAGCGAGGUGAGAGAUGUCGAGGAGGUUGCUGCUGCUGCUGAUGAUGAUGAUGAUGAUGAUGAUUUAAUGGUAGUUGCUGUUUAUGAGGCGGAAAAGUCUUUGCAAAUUGAUGGAAACUUUGGACAACAUAGUGAACACACAACAAAUGUUGAGAGCACUUGUCUCACACAGAUAAGCUCAAGUGGAUCAACAUAUUACAAAGACUUCCCUGGCCUUGACAGCUCCUCUGCAAAGGUAUGGAUCUACCCCACCAACUAUCCCAUAAGGGACUACCAACUAAAGAUAUCGGAGGCAGCUUUAUUUCAGAAUACGCUGGUAUGCCUCCCCACUGGCCUGGGAAAGACUUUCAUUGCUGCUGUGGUAAUGUACAACUUUUAUCGAUGGUAUCCAUCUGGAAAGAUAGUUUUCAUGGCACCAACAAAACCGCUGGUGGCACAACAAAUAGAAGCGUGCUACAAAGUGAUGGGUAUUCCACAGACACACAUGGCAGAGUUGACAGGGAGCACGCAGGCUCAGCAGAGGCAGGAACUGUGGCGGUCCAGGCGCAUCUUCUUCCUCACUCCUCAGGUAUUGGUGAACGACCUGUCUCGAGCCACCUGCCCCGCGCUGAACGUCAAGUGUGUGGUGAUUGACGAGGCUCACAAGGCACUGGGGAAUCACGCCUAUUGCCAGGUGGUGAGACAGUUGGGGAGCCAGACUCAACAGUUUCGCAUCCUGGCACUCAGCGCCACGCCAGGUGGAGACACAAAUUCAGUGCAGCAAGUCAUAUCCAACUUGCUGAUCUCCCACAUUGAGCUGCGGUCUGAAGAGAGCCCUGACAUCCAGGCCCACUCCCACCAGCGCAGCCUGGAGAAGGUGGUGGUUCCCUUGGGGGAGUCGCUGGCCGGGCACCAGGCCCUCUACCUACAGGUACUGGAACGGUUCAUGGGCCGUCUGAUCCAGAACAGGGCGAUGUCUCACCGCAACUUGCACUCCCUCACCAAGUACCAGCUCAUCCUGUCCCGGGAACAGUUCCGCAAGAACCCUCCGCCCCACGUCACGGGGGCUCUGCAAGGGGCUUUGGAGGGGGACUUUGCCCUGUGUAUCAGCCUGUACCAUGGAUACGAGCUGCUGCUCCAAAUGGGCCUGCGCUCCCUCUUCCUCUAUGUCCAGGGCAUCAUGGAUGGCACAAAAGAGAAGUCUCGAGCCAGGAACGAGCUACAGCGCAACGCCACCUUCAUGGACCUGUACCAGGAGAUGGAGGCCAUGUUUGUAAAGCCCACCGGCCCCGAGGAGCCCUUCAUCUACAGCCACCCCAAACUGCAGAAGCUUGAGGAGGUAGUGCUAGGGCACUUUAAAACAUGGGCUGAGAGCUCCAGCACUGGCUCUGGGCCCCAGGAAGUGAGCACACGAGUGAUGAUCUUUUCGUCGUUCCGGGAGAGUGUGCAGGAGAUUGCCGCCAUGUUAAAUCGCCACCUGCCCCUGGUCAAAGUCAUGACCUUUAUGGGCCAGGCCUCGGCAGGGAAGGGGGUCAAAGGGUUCACCCAGAAGGAGCAGCUGGAGGUGGUGCGGAGGUUUCGGGAGGGGGGCUUCAACACCCUGGUGUCCACCUGCGUGGGUGAGGAGGGACUGGACAUAGGCGAGGUGGACCUCAUUGUGUGCUUCGACGCCCAGAAGAGUCCCAUCCGCCUGGUUCAGCGCAUGGGCCGCACCGGACGCAAACGCCAGGGCCGCAUAGUGGUCAUCUUGGCCGAGGGACGAGAGGAGAGAACCUACAACCAGAGCCAGAGCAACAAGCGCAGCGUGUACAAGUCUAUCGUGGGGAACAGCCACAGAUUCCACAUGUUCCCCCACAACCCCCGCAUGCUGCCCGGGGGGGUGCACCCCGCCCUGCACAAGAUGCACAUCACCUGUGGCCAGUUUGACCACCGGGAGAGCAGCGGGCGGCUCUCCGGGGGUUGGAGGGGGCGCAGGUCCCACUCCUUGGAGGGCCAACGUGAGUCCCUUAUUCUUCCGCAUGGUCUAGUCGGGCAACAGGAGAGUAUGAAGAAGGAUGGCUUCCUUAGCCCCUCUGAGCUCACUCACUGGGAGUCUACGAUGAAACUGGGGGAGGGGGAGGCUCCACCCAUUCUGAGACGGUCCCGUUUCCUCUCAAAACAAGAAGGCUCGCCACCUCGGGUGGAGCCGCUCUCCAGUGGGCCAACCAGGGAGCUGUCUCUGUGGGAGUGGAGACACUGGCAGAACCAGCCCUUCCCCACUCACAUUGUGGACCACUCCAACCGCUGCCACCACUUCACCAAGGUCAUGGAGCUCAUUGACGGCCUGCGCCAGGAAGAGGGUGAAAGCAGAUAUGAGUUGGAGCUGCUGCCCCACCUCCACAAAGCAGAUGUCAUAGGCCUCACGGAGGAAGCACAGAAGGAAAAGUCCACCAAAGGAAAGAAGCAGAAAGAGGGAAAAACGACAAAAUCCAGAACCAAAAUGGCCAACCUGAACCACAAGCAGAAGACUUCCUGCCUUUCCUCAGCUGACCUAGACCGUGUCGAAUUCAAAAAGGAAGUGCAGAGGGAAAGCAUUUCUAAAGCAGAGACUCUCUCUCCAUGGACCCUGAUAAAGGACAGAGUCCCUUCAGAAUGUCACAAGGAGGUGACUCAUAACCUCAGAGAUCACCCAGGCCUCUGGCCACUCUCCUCCACCGGUGAUCAGCCAAUCAUGGACAUGGAUUUUGACUGUAUCAUACUCAACAACGAGAGUGAAAGUUCAGAGGUCAAUUCUCCAAGGGAUUUGGUGAGCGAAUCAGUGAACUGCAUUGCUGCUGUAGAACAGAUUGACCUCAAUCAGUUGACCUCAAUUGCAGACCGUGAACCCAAGUCAGAUGAAGAUUCUGAACUGGAGGCUUUGUUUUACUUGCCGAAAUGGGACGCUGCCAUCCCCAAGUUGCAGCCCCUGAGACAGAGGUUAGAGAGCUUCAGGGUCAUUCUAGUCAACGUGACAGAGCUUCUGUCUAGGUCUCCUCCAGCUUUGCACUUUGACCUGGACAGCCCUCAGUUCGACCCUGGGCCCACCCCCUUCACCACCAUAGACUGUUCACAUACACUUCCGGUUGAACCUCUGGAUGAACUGCUGGAUGUGGGUCAGACAUUCCACGUGAAUUUCUCCCUGGAAGUGGAUGAGGACUUUGCUGAUCCUGCUUCUCAAUCUCCCAAUGUUGAUUUAGACAUUGGUUCUCUAGACUGUGAAAGCCAUUGCGAACCACAUCAGCAGCACUCCCCUUCUUCAGCCAUUACUGUGCCAGCAGACAGCAUGGGUAGGGAAAGUGCCCUUGGCAGCCCUAGCUGGGAUGAGGUCUUCGAGGAUGACAGCAAUGACAUAAAGGACGAUGAUAUGGAUGAUAAAGCGGACUUCAAGCCACCAUGUCAUCCCACUCAGCCUAAAGCCCAGCACGCUAAAACCAACCUGGACGAGAGCAUGGACCUGUUUGGAGAUGACGAGACCUUUCUCCAGAUGACCAUCCCGGACAUCCCAACGCCAGAGAACGUCAGUAUCCGAAUACCUAGCCCCCUGAAGCCUCCGGAGAGGGAAUGGUUAAUAGGGUCAAGUAAAAGUGUGACAGAAACAAAUAUGGUGUAUCAGGUCAAACCUAGCCAUAGCCAUGCUUCUCCUGUAGCGCAGCAGGAGCCUGCUCAGGACUUUGAGAACUUUGACUGUUCUCAGGAUUUCUUCUCUGUCAACUUUGACUUGGGCUGGGAGGAGGAUGAAGGGGACACAGAGGCUGCUCCUAGUCCGUUCCCCUCAAAACCUUCACCCCCUGGAUCCAAAAAACAGGAAGCAGCCCUUUCCUCCUCAGUGAAUGGGCCGAAAAUCUCUGGCUCCUCCGCUCCCCCCUUUAGUUUCCAUAGGAAGAGCGUGUCCACACCCCUGGCAGCCUGUCCGGGAGGGAAGAGGGCAGAAACCUCUGCUCUGGCUUCGCCUCAGACCUCUCCUCUGACCUCCAAGAGCGGAGCUCUGUUCUCACCAAUCCCCACAUUAGGACCAAGGCGAGCUCUCCUGCCUGGUCCUUCCACCACCCCAUCCACUUCAUUCUCAUUCUUAAAGAGGCAACGCCAGGGGACCUUACAGAAUGCCCUGACUCCCAAAGCUCAGUCGGGGGACCCAGGAAAUGGUUCAAUAGAGAUGGGACACAGUUUGUCUCACAAAUCCAUCCUGGACCCCCCUCAUCCAGGCCUGUGCACCAGUGACAGUGAGGAGGAGGUUAUCACCCGUAAGCGGGUUCAUCAUCAUGUCAAGGCGAACCCCUUGUCUUCUCCAGUGUCAAUGCUUCUCAGUGAUGUGGAUUCUCCUAUACAAGUGACCAGGAAGUCGAAGCAUGCAGUGGCACGCAUUUCAGAUGAGAGCGAGGGGGAGGGGGAGGCAGUGUCUGACGAUGACUUCCAGAAUACCUCUGUUCGACAGCCAAGAGCGCCCCCCCGUGUGGCUGUGAAACCAUCAGCAUCGCAUGGGAAAGCUAAGCAGGUCGUGCAGCACCACCACCAAGGAGCCCGUCACUUUCUGGACGAGGAGGCGGCGCUGUCCGAGGGGGGGGAGGUGUCAUCUGAUGAAGAGGAUGGUGAAGAGCAGAACCGCUCACUGGAGGGCUUCGUUGUGAGCAACACCCAGUGCUCCCAGGGAAUAAACGAUUCUGAGAUGCAGGGGGUUUACCUAAAGUCAGUGAGAAGCCCUGCUGUGGCUGGCAAGUUCAAAAUGAUCUACAAGCAAAACCACAACAUGGACAUCUUCUCUCAGGUGCCUGAGCUGGACGAGACAUACGCGGAGGACAGCUUUGUGGUGAGUGGCAGUGAUGAGGAAGAGCUCGGCGAGGAGGAUGAGGAGGUCCCAUUGGAGCUUAUCUACGAGGACUCCUUCGUGGAGGGGAGGAGGCAGUACCCCACCAGACGCAAGGCGCUGAUCCGAAACAUCAGGGCUCAGGCUGGGAGCGGGCCUGCCACUCUGGACAAGAGGGCUGCUGACCCUCAACCUAACCCUGCUGGGAAAAACAAGCGCUCCCGCAUAGUGCACUUGGAGGACUCCAGCUCGGAAGAAGAAGUGGAGAAAAGUAGAAAUAGUGUGAAAGCUGAAGGUGUUGCUGCCACCUGCAGGCUAACUGAGUUACAGCAACAGAAUGACUGGGUGUUUAAAGCUCCACAGCAGCAGGUGCCCCCUAGCGGAACCACCAGAGCCUCCACAGCGAGCUGUGUGGUGGGGCCUAGAGUCCUCAGUGGAGCCAGGUCCUCCUCUAUGAACUCUGUGAUGGAGCCUAGCGCCCCAAGUGGAACCAGCAGGACCUCCUCAGUGAGCUCCGUGAGGGGGCCUAGAGAGGAGCAGCAGGAAGAGAGGUGUCGCCAGAGGCUCCAUCAGCAAGCCCUCCUGUCUGAGGAGCUGGACUUUGAGCAGUCGGAGUCUCUGUUGUUCUCAAGUAAACAGCCACAGGCUACCUCCUCCACCUCCUCAGUACCCCACGCCCAGAGCUCCUUCUGUCAGGCCGCCACUCUAAGCAAGCCCCCUGCCUCGUCAUCUAACCCAUCGGGCCUUGUCUCUGUACUGGUGGACAGCCGCUGUAUCACAGCCUGCGUGGAUGUGGUCUCCAGCCUGCGCCAGCGUUACGCUGUCACGGCCCACGUGUGCUCGCUGGACGGCUGCGACUUCGUGGUCAGUAACCGCAUGGCGGUCGAGAGGCAGUGCCAGUCGGAGCUGGCCGGGAUGCCGAACCGCAAACGGCUUGUGGAGAGGAUGACCAGUUUGCAGGGCCUAUUUGAGCGGGUCUGUCUCAUCGUAGAGAAGGACCGCACCAAACCAGGUGAAGCUUCCCGUCCUUUCCAACCUACACGCUACUACGACAGCACACUGGCAAGCUUGGUGCGGGCAGGCGUCCGACUCCUGGUGAGUGGGGGGCCUGAGGAGAGUGCCAUCCUACUGGCUGAGCUGGCCCGAGUGGAGCAGAGGAAGGGCCAGGCUAUUAGUGUGCCAUUAGAGGUCAAAGGUCACCGGCAGCAGGCGCUACUCUUCUACCGAACGCUGCCCUGUGUCAGCUAUGUCAACGCCCUCAACAUGAGCCACAGCUUCAGAUCGGUGGGCCACCUGGUCAACAGCUCUAUCGAGGCUCUACAGAGGGGGGCGUGUGUGAGCCGCCCCAGAGCCGAGGAGAUCUACCGCUGCCUACGCUACUGCUGUGACACCACCCUGAUGACUACCAACACACCCAGGAAGAACGACCUUUAGCCAGCCAUCACUGCUUAAAUCUCCAUUGACACUGAUCUAAGGUCAGUGUGGCCCUUUUCCUUCCUAAUGGUUACUGGUUAGGAUUUUGGGAGAGUUUACCGAUCCUAGAUCUGUGCUUCAAGGACAAUUUACAAUCUUGCUUUCAAACAGGACCUCUAAUGGCAUCAUGGCCUUGAAUUGUGUUCAUUAGUCACCAAAUGGAAUAAAGAAUACUGAAUAAGGGAUGGUCUACCUGGACUUCACCUUCGUUCCCCAUUACAAAAUGAGUAUUUCUUACACAUUUGAAAUAAGACUUGACUUGAUAACGGACACUAAGGUGAAUGUACGGUAUGAUGAAUGCAAGUUGUAAGUACUCGCUCCUUCCUAUGUAAAAUGUAUAAGUGCAUUUCUGUUUUGUUGAACAAAUAUUUUAAGUUAUUACAAUUUCUGUUCAAAUAAUGGAGUAAUAUCUUUGUGUUCAUAUUUUGUAAAGAGAUCAAAUAUAUGGUUUUGAUUGCAGGAAUAAAAAUUCACAAUUUUUCUGUAACAAAAUCAAAUUCACAAUGAAAUCAGAGGUAUUUGUUUAUUAUUCGUUUAAGGUCAUUUGAUUCAGUCAAAACACAUUGACGGAUAUUAUCCCCCAAGAAUACAAAAGGAAGUUUAUGCACAUAUCUUUCUUAGUGUUAGAUUCAUACAUUCCUCUUGUCCAACAUUAAUAGUUGGUUGUAUUCUGAAUAUUUGACUGUAACAGGUCAGUGAUUUCAACCUUAUGUCUGUCUGUCUAGUCUCUUCGCAUUGCUGAGUCUGGCAAGACUAGUCUGUCUGAACCACAAGGGUUCACCCUUUCAUUACAUAAAGAAGACAAAACGACAGAGUAGGACACGUCAUUGGUCUUUCCAGUCUUUAUAAUAGAGUUCCCACAUAAAAACAUUUGACAUUCUGGGGGCGAACAUGCACUAUGGAGUCAUAUACAGUACUUUCUGAAAGUAUUCACACCCCUUGACUUUUUUUCCACAUUUUGUGGGGUUACAGCCUGAAAUUUAAAUGGAUUCAAUUUGGAUGCAUCACUGAUCUACAGACAAUACCCCAUAAUGUCAAAGUGGAAUUAUAUUUUUUGAGAUGUUUACAAAUUAAUAAAACAUUUAAGCUGAAAUGUCUUGUGUCAAUAAGUAUUCAACCAUUUUGCUAUGGCAAGCCUCAAUAAGUUCAUGAGUAAAAAUGUGCUUAAGUUGCAUGGACUCACUCUGUGUGCAAUAAUAGUGUUUAACUUGAUUUUUAAAUGAGUACCCCAUCUUUGGGGGUACAAUUAUCUGUAAGUUCCCUUAGUAGAGCAGUGAAUUUCAAGCACAGAUUCCACCACAAAGACCAGGGAAGUUUUCCAAUAGUUUGCAAAGAAGGGCACAGAUUGGUAGAUGGCAACAACAAAAAAGCAGACAUUGAAUAUCCCUUUGAACAUGGUGAAGUUAUUAAUUACACUUUGGAUGGUGUAUCAAUACACCCAGUCACUACAAAGAUACAGGUGCCCUUCCUAACUCAGCUGCCAGAACGGAAGGAAACCUCCCAAUAGGUGCCCUUCUUUUUGAGGCUUUGGAAAACCUCCCUGGUCUUUUUGGUUGAAUCUGUGUUUGAAAUUCACUGCUCAACUGAGGGACCUUACAGAUAAUUGUAUGCUUGAGGUACAGAGAUGGGGUUGUCAUAAAAAAAAAUGGUAACGUAUUAUUGCACACAGCGAUUCCAUCCAACUUAUGUGACUUGCUAAGCACAUUUUUACUACCUAUUAACUUAUUUAGGCUUGCCAUAAAAGGGGUUGUGAAUAAUUGACUCAAUACAUUUGUUUUUCAUUCAUUAGAAAAUUCUAAAAACAUAAUUCCGCUUUGACAUUAUGGGGUAUUGUGUAGGCCAGUGACAAAUCAAAAAUUGGUCAAUUUCUAAGGGCGGCAGGUAGCCUAGCAGUUAAGUGUGUUGAGUCAGUAACCAAAAGGUCGCUGGUUCGAAUCACCAAACUGACCAGUUAAGGAGAAAAAAAAUUGCCUUUUUGCCCUUGAGCAAGGCACAUAACCCGAAUUGCUCCUGUAAGUCGCUCUGGGUAAGAGCGUCUGCUAAAUGUAAAUUCAGGCCUUAACAAAAUGUGAACUUUCUGAAGGCACUGUACGUGUUCCUUUCAGUGAUGGGGUCAUUUUGUGGCUUAAACCAUUCAAAAGAUUGCACCACAUUUGUAGGAAGAAAACAGAAACCGGUUUAUUACAACUGCAUCUAGCAGCUACCGAAGGUAAUUGACGUAAGUGCAAUUUUUUGUUUCUCUUGUGAUCCCAUUUUCCAAUCCCCUUGUUUGGGAAAUAGGGGUUUGGUGCCAUCAACAGGACUCCUUUCUCAAAACCAAACCUGCUUUAUCAGAGCAUUUUACAUACUUUCCUUGUUUUGCACAAGAAUAAAAUAUACACAUUCUUUGACCUAGGUUUUGCCUUCAAAAGCAAUGUCUGCCUGUUCUAGAGCAGUGACUGUUCCCUUCAGUUUGAGUUACCUAUACUAGAUGGAUACUGAUAUGCACUGAUCAACAAGAUAUACUGUGUAUAGGUUCAGACAUUUUGUGAAAUGGCACAGCGUGGCAGAUGAAUCAGAAUUAGUUGGGUAACAUAGAUAAUUGUCAUUAGAAUGUAUCCCUUUGGACUCUGGUGUCUUUCUGUUGCACUUUUCCCCUAGCUGGGGCUCAGUCACUUGGGGCCCAGAGAGGUCAGGCUUGUCUUUUACAUGUCCUUGGUGCUAUGCAGAAUAUCAGAAAGGGAAGAGGACAGAAUGGAACAUUGUCUACAUAUGUGUGUGUUUUACUGAGGAUGGGCCUCUAUGAGAGAGCAGAUUUACGAUGUCUUUUGAUAAUAACGCCUAAAGGGCAUUCCAGAGGACAUGAGCUAAUGGUUCUGUUCUAUACCGUACCAGGGAGAGACGGUUCCAGUUUGGAGUAGGAGGACCAGACACUGUUGAUGUCUGCUAUGUUUUAUAGAUCUUUCAUACAAAACUUGUGACCGUCUUGUACGUUGAGAGGGGUGUAUCUUGGCUAUAAAAGAUCUUUGUACUUUUGUGUAGUCACUUUUCAAUGGUGCAUUGAAAGUCAAAGUAUCUUAAUUAUUAAAGAUAUAGUUAAGUAUAA